Messenger RNA from Vicia villosa (hairy vetch), 1144 nucleotides. RefSeq lists its product as uncharacterized. Gene Ontology annotation, cellular component: mitochondrion. NCBI's taxonomy places the organism in Eukaryota, Viridiplantae, Streptophyta, Magnoliopsida, Fabales, Fabaceae. The transcript has 4 exons. The record is from RefSeq and is a predicted model, not a curated record. Bases 147 to 890 code for a protein of 247 amino acids. Gene Ontology annotation, biological process: mitochondrial proton-transporting ATP synthase complex assembly.
UUUUGACAUUCUAAAUCCCCUAAAUUCAGAAUACCAUCUCUCCGUGUUUCCUUCUUCUUUCCGUUCGCGUUUGUUGCUCUUCAUCUUCUUCUUUCCAACGCCGCCGCUGUCACUUCCUCCCAACGCCUCUGAUUUCAUAUUCUGCAAUGCAAAGGCUAUAUUCACCCUCCAAAAUUUGGAGGACCAUACCCUCCUCCUAUGCCACAAACUCAUUUCUCUACAACGCACCUUCUUUUUCCACUCUUUCCAUUGGACCAGCUGCUCGUAAAUUGCAUCAAUCACAGUCUCCUUAUGAUUUCAUGAAAUGGUGUUCGUUUGGAUUCCGCAGGAUGUCAAGGUUCGCGAGUGGGUUCAACCCUUUGAGAGAGAAGCCAUUAGAUUCAAUUGUAGAUAUUCACAGACUCAAGGAUCGUUAUCCCGAUGAUAUCGCUUCUAUUUGGGAUGAUUACCACAUUGGUAGAGGUCAUAUUGGAGCGACUAUGAAGGCAAAACUUUAUCACUUGCUAGAGCAUAGAGCUAAGGAAUGCCGAUAUUUUGUGAUUCCUUUAUGGAGGGGAAGCGGUUAUACAACAAUGUUCAUUCAAGUACAAACGCCAUACAUGCUUUUUACGGGUCUUGAAGAUUACAAGGCUAGGGGAACACAAGCAUCACCCUACUUCUCCGUGUGCUUCUACACAGAAUUUGCAGAGAGCAAAGACUUGGUACUUAUCCGUGGGGAUAUUGUAUUUACCAGCAAGUUGACUGACUCAGAGGCAAAAUGGCUUAUGGAAACUGCUCAGUCUUUCUAUUUGAAUGAUGUCAGAUACAAACUAGUUGAAAGGUUCAACAAAGACACGCGUGAGUUUGAGUUCAAAGAUGUUUUACAGGCAUUGGACAUGCCUAUUUUGUAACCAACAAACCAUAUUCAAUUCAACAUAUGCUAAGCUAGGUUUAGUUUAGUUUGAGAAAAUAUUUGUUUUUAUUUUCUAUUUUCACUUUUAUUGAUGAAAUUGUCACCUUUUGUUCAAAUAUACGUUUGUGAACAUAGGAAACAAAUUGAAAAUUGUUAUGAAUAAUAUAAAUUAAUGUGUAUGCCCAUGAGCUACAAGAACCAGAAUAUUUCAACAUUUUUGGAUAUUGUAUUUAUGGAUAUUGUAUUUUUGUU